AAAUAUGGAACAAUGCUGGAGAUGAUGAUGUGAGUGUUGAGAAAAAUGUGAUGCAAAGAAAAAAUAAAAUAACGGAAAAAAGUUAAAUGUUGCAAAAAUACACAAAACAGCUGCAUAUAUACUAUAUAUAUGUCCGUAUGUGUUGAGUAGAUGCAGGAAUCAAAGAACAAAUACAUCUGAGUGGACGCAAACAAGGGGACACAAAUAAAAAAUCGCGUACUUUUUCGCAAAAUGGCAAGUAAACAAAUUCAUAAAGCAGCCAAUGACACAUAGAGCCAACGCGAAAUCGUCAUCAUCACUACGAAGGAUAUGGGGGUGCCCCAGCGGGUAUGAAAGAGUAAAGUGUAAACAACCUGUAGCCAUUGAAGGAAUUAGUGUAUGCUCGAUGCCACUAAAGCGGUUAUUCGCCAGUGUGACAAUUGAAAUUGUGGGAGCAGAGCAUAGCAGCAUAGGAACCGUUGGCGCACGCGGCGUGCUGCGCAGAAAUUACACAGGCAAAAAACCGGUUGUGAUACAACAUCGCUCACAGGAUGCCGUCAAUUAUUACGAUCAUGAAAAUGGCGCUAAAAUUAUAAAAUCAUCCCACUUUGAAUUGGACUAUACGCUGGGACGGAAAAUCACAUUCUUUUGCAUGGCGCAGGGCAAUCCACGUCCCACAAUCACUUGGUUCAAAGAUGGCGCUGAAUUGUAUCAGCAUCGAUUUUUCCAGGUGCACGAGUCCCACAUUGAUGCCGAUAUUAUAAAAUCUAAAAUGGAAAUCGAUCCGACCACACAAAUGGAUGCAGGCUACUACGAAUGCCAGGCGGAUAAUAUUUACGCCAUCGAUAGACGCGGUUUUCGCACGGAUUAUGUUAUGAUAAAUUUUUAGUAUAGCAGUAAUUUACUUAUUGUAUAAAUUGAAAAUUUUCUAGAAAACUAAAAUCUUCCGCGCAUACGAAUAAAAAUGCAUACAAUUCUAAACAAUUUUC
Messenger RNA from Rhagoletis zephyria (snowberry fruit fly), 968 nucleotides. RefSeq names its product immunoglobulin domain-containing protein oig-1. The record is from RefSeq and is a predicted model, not a curated record. Lineage: Eukaryota; Metazoa; Arthropoda; Insecta; Diptera; Tephritidae.